Dalotia coriaria is the source of this 1660-nucleotide messenger RNA. Its product is annotated as tubulin beta chain. Bases 140 to 1486 code for a protein of 448 amino acids. Gene Ontology annotation, cellular component: microtubule; cytoplasm. The transcript is spliced from 2 exons. The record is from RefSeq and is a predicted model, not a curated record. Gene Ontology annotation, biological process: mitotic cell cycle; microtubule cytoskeleton organization. Gene Ontology annotation, molecular function: structural constituent of cytoskeleton; GTPase activity; GTP binding. NCBI's taxonomy places the organism in Eukaryota, Metazoa, Arthropoda, Insecta, Coleoptera, Staphylinidae.
UUAUUUCACAUGUUUUAAACCCAGUUGGCCGUUGUUUACAGAAAACAAAAAAAUCAAACAAGAGUCGUUUAGUUCAUCGAAUCAUUUGCCACACAUUUUUUGGUGCGAAUCUUAAAAAUUUUAAUCUAAAGUUGAAAAAAUGAGAGAAAUUGUGCACAUUCAAGCAGGGCAAUGUGGAAAUCAAAUUGGCGCAAAGUUUUGGGAGGUGAUCUCAGAUGAACACGGAAUUGACCCAACUGGCACCUACCAUGGCGAUUCGGACCUGCAACUGGAGCGAAUAAAUGUCUACUACAAUGAAGCUACAGGCGGAAAGUAUGUUCCUAGAGCAGUAUUGGUGGACCUCGAACCCGGCACCAUGGACUCGGUACGCUCAGGACCCUUCGGACAAAUCUUUCGUCCAGACAAUUUCGUCUUUGGCCAGAGUGGCGCUGGCAACAACUGGGCAAAAGGCCACUAUACCGAAGGCGCUGAACUCGUAGACUCUGUCCUGGAUGUGGUGCGUAAGGAAGCCGAAGGAUGCGACUGCAUGCAAGGCUUUCAGCUGACUCAUUCCCUUGGUGGGGGCACCGGCUCUGGCCUGGGAACCCUACUAAUUUCAAAGAUCCGAGAAGAGUACCCUGAUCGCAUUAUGAACACGUUCUCCGUGGUGCCAUCCCCGAAGGUAUCUGAUACCGUAGUGGAACCCUACAACGCCACCUUAUCUGUGCAUCAGCUAGUGGAGAAUACAGACGAGACAUAUUGCAUCGACAAUGAAGCUCUCUACGAUAUAUGUUUCCGCACGUUGAAACUAACAACGCCCACAUACGGAGACUUGAAUCAUCUAGUCUCGGCUACCAUGUCAGGGGUGACAACCUGUCUGCGAUUUCCCGGCCAACUUAAUUCCGACCUGCGUAAACUGGCUGUCAACAUGGUGCCGUUUCCGAGGUUGCACUUUUUCAUGCCCGGAUUUGCUCCAUUGACCUCUCGAGGCAGUCAACAAUAUCGAGCCUUGACAGUACCGGAACUUGUACUGCAAAUGUUUGAUGCCAAGAAUAUGAUGGCUGCUUGUGAUCCACGACAUGGUCGCUAUCUGACUGUUGCAGCCAUCUUUAGAGGACGCAUGUCAAUGAAGGAAGUAGAUGAGCAGAUGCUUAACAUUCAGAACAAGAAUAGCUCGUAUUUUGUUGAAUGGAUUCCAAACAAUGUCAAGACCGCAGUGUGUGACAUUCCACCACGAGGGUUGAAGAUGUCAUCAACUUUCAUAGGCAACUCUACCUGCAUUCAGGAGUUGUUUAAGCGCAUCUCUGAGCAGUUUACUGCCAUGUUCCGCCGUAAAGCUUUCUUACAUUGGUAUACUGGCGAAGGUAUGGAUGAGAUGGAGUUCACUGAAGCGGAGUCGAACAUGAAUGAUUUGGUGUCUGAAUACCAGCAGUACCAAGAUGCCACCGCUGAGGAAGAGGGCGAGUUUGACGAGGAGGAAGAGGGCGACAAUGAGGGAGACAAUUAAACUGGACAUUGCUUGCACAAUUCUAUACUUUAUUAGUACAUAAUCUAACAUAAUUACUGCUAGACUGGAGUAUCAAAUUGAUGGUGAUGUCGUUCGGUCAUUUUUAAUUGUCCUCUUAGAAAAGCAACUCUAUAUUUUUAGAGUAUCAAUAAAAAUAACUACUCGAUCGUCAAA